UUGAAAGUGACUCGAAAACUGACUUUCAUAUUAUUCUAUUGAAAUUAAAAUACACUUCUUUACAUUUGAGAUUCAUCUAAUCAUAUUGUACUACUUUAAAGUAUGUUGAACGAACAAUUCAAACUCCCUGUAUAGUUUAAUCCAUAAAAUACAAUAUAUUUCUUAUUUUUUACCAUUUUACACCAUGUAAAUCAAUUACAAUCUAAAAAUUAUAAUUUCUGUUUACAGAUAUUACGAAAUUGUGCGGGAUGUAAGGCCAAAUAAAGGAACGAUAUUAAAAUCUUCAGUAGAAUACAUUAAGCUUUUGAAAAAUGAGCUCACUCGACUGAAACAAUGCGAAAUUAGGCAUAAGCAAUUAGAACACCAAAACCGUCGACUUCAACUACGUGUUCAGGAACUAGAACUUCAAGCAAAAGCUCAUGGCCUUCCCGUCACAGAUUUUCAUUGGGCUACUACUUCUGCGAGCGCUGUCAAUUCUUUUUGCAGAAGUAAAAAUGAUAAAAAAAAAAUGCCAGAUGUCAUGACCGAAGACACAUCUGUCCUGACGUCUGUGAGCUUAGAACAAUUUGAAGAUCUGAUGGAAGACGACGGAGGAGGUCCUGUCCAUGGAGGUGAUCCGAUGCUGUCAUCACCACACUUGCCACCUCUAAGCCCACCUGAAUCCGCAUGUCAUACUCUACCGGAUGAAGAUACUCUUGGUAGCCUGGCACCUACAUCGUCAAAUUCAUCAACUGAAAUGGAUAUAGUGGCAUAG
This is a messenger RNA of Cotesia congregata, 754 nucleotides long. Lineage: Eukaryota; Metazoa; Arthropoda; Insecta; Hymenoptera; Braconidae. The record is from the annotation of a GenBank genome assembly.